CGGCAUCAACAACGCUGUAGCACAUAAAGGAAUAUCAAAAUGGGUAACACCGACUCUAAACUGAACUUCAGGAAAGCAGUGAUACAGCUGACAACCAAAACACAGCCAGUGGAGGCCACAGACGAUGCCUUCUGGGACCAGUUCUGGGCCGACACUGCCACCACUGUGCAGGAUGUUUUUGCCCUGGUGCCAGCCGCGGAGAUCCGAGCUGUUCGGGAGGAGUCCCCCUCCAAUCUGGCAACUCUCUGCUAUAAGGCCGUAGAGAAGCUGGUGCAGGCAGCAGAGUCAGGAUGCCCCUCGGAGAAGGAGAAACAGAUCGUUCUGAACUGUAGUCGUAUGUUGACCCGCAUCCUGCCCUACAUCUUUGAGGACCAAGACUGGAGGGGCUUCUUCUGGUCCACUGUGCCUGGUGCUGGAAGAGCUGGGACAGAUGAGAUGGAUGAUGAUGAAGGAGCUCGUCCGCUGGCUGAGUCUCUGCUCCUGGCCAUGGCCGACCUGCUCUUCUGUCCUGACUUCACUGUGAACAGCCACCGGAGAGGACCUGACUCUGUGGAGGACAUGCAGACCAUAGACAGCUGUGAGUACAUCUGGGAGGCAGGGGUGGGGUUCGCCCAGUCCCCCCCACUCAACUACAUCCACGACCUCAACAGGACAGAGCUGCUGAGGCUGCUGCUAACCUGUUUCUCUGAGGCCAUGUACCUCCCUCCCUCCUCAGACAACCCCAUCCUCAACCCCUGGGUCAGCUUCUUCUGCUCCACAGAAAACAGGCAUGCCCUGCCUCUCUUCACCUCCCUGGUGAACGUGGUGUGUGCCUACGACCCGGUGGGCUAUGGCAUCCCUUACAACCACCUGCUCUUCUCCGACUACCGUGAGCAGCUGGUGGAGCAGGCCGUGCAGAUCCUCAUCGUCACCCUGGAGCACGAGGGAGGAGGGCUGGCCCACCGACCCCCCUCUCCCUCCAGCAUGGAGGACCAGGAUUAUGUGGGCCCUGACAACCUGUUUGUAAACUACCUUUCAAGAAUUCACAGGGAAGAGGACUACGACUUUGUGUUGAAGGGACUGGCUCGCCUGUUGGUAAACCCUUUGAUGCAGACCUACCUGCCCAACUCCACCAAGAAGAUACAGUUCCACCAGGAGCUGCUGGUGCUCUUCUGGAAGCUCUGUGACUUCAAUAAGAAGUUCCUGUUCUUUGUAUUGAAGAGCAGUGAUGUUCUGGACAUCCUGGUACCCAUCCUCUUCUAUCUUAAUGACGCCAGGGCCGACCAGUCCCGUGUGGGUCUCAUGCACAUCGGUGUCUUUAUCCUGCUACUGCUGAGUGGAGAGAGGAACUUUGGCGUGCGUCUCAACAAGCCCUACUCCGUCCACGUACCUAUGGACAUCCCAGUAUUUACAGGGACCCACGCCGACCUACUCAUAGUAGUGUUCUACAAGAUCAUCACCAGCGGUCACCAGCGUUUACAGCCUCUCUUUGACUGCCUGCUCACCAUCGUGGUAAAUGUGUCUCCCUACCUGAAGAGUCUGUCCAUGGUGGCAGCCAACAAGCUGCUCCACCUCCUGGAAGCCUUCUCCACCAACUGGUUCCUCUUCUCCGCCUCCCAGAACCACCAUCUUGUCUUCUUCCUGCUGGAGGCCUUCAACAACAUCAUCCAGUACCAGUUUGAUGGAAACUGUAACCUAGUCUACGCCAUUAUCCGCAAACGCAACUUGUUCCAUCAGCUGGCCAACCUGCCGUCCGACCCUGCCUCCAUCCAGAAGGCCUUUCUGAGGAAGAGAAAGUUACCGGACGCCAUCACCGGCAUCUCCCGUACCAGCUCCCAGGAGACGGUGUCCAUGGAGGGCUCCCGUCCGGCCGUCCCCGCCGAGCCAGGAACACUGAAGACCAGCCUGGUCGCUAUACCAGCCAUUGACAAACUGACUGAGAAGUCUCAGGUGUCAGAGGAUGGCACCAUGAUCACUGUGCCAAAGAUGGAACAUUCACACGCGUCACACCACACACCCCAGGCUGACCACACACCCCAGGCUGACCACAGCGCCAUCGUAGGGGCCAGCGACACAGAGUCCAUCUCUGGAAGGGACAAUGAGGAUGUUUUCUACACUGAGGCAGAGAUGGAGAGAAGGCGCAUGUCAAGCACAUCAUCCACCAUCUCCUGUACCUCUCAAUCUCACUGGUCCCCUACACCAGACUGGGUCCUCUCCUGGAAGUGUAAGCUCCCCCUACAGACCAUAAUGCGCCUGCUGCAGGUGCUGGUCCCGCAGGUUGAGAAGAUCUGUAUCGACAAAGGUUUGACGGAUGAGUCUGAGAUCCUGAAGUUCCUCCAGCAUGGCACCCUGGUGGGCCUCCUGCCCGUCCCCCAUCCCAUCCUCAUCAGGAAGUACCAGGCCAACGCCGGCACGGCCAUGUGGUUCCGCACCUACAUGUGGGGAGUGGUCUACCUGCGCAACGUGGACCCGCCCAUCUGGUACGACACGGACGUACGUCUCUUUGAGAUCCAGAAGAUGUAGAUAACAGGAAGGAGAUGUUGAGUGAAGAUGGGACUACUUCCUGACUUGUUCCUGCCCCAUCCUCCUACUGGCACCCUCUCCCUCGAACCUCACCUGCCUUCAACUUGCCUCAUCAUCAUCAUUAUGCUUGUCCCUCACACCUUCUCUUUGACUUUCCCCGGGCUGUGCAAAUGUGAUGUGGACGAUAUUGAGAGAGGGAGGAUAGCUAGCACCUACUCCAAAAGCAGGAGGUUGAGUUGUACAUGAUUCAAAUUACAGGGGGGCUAGGAGGGGCUGGGCACCCCCAUUACAAAUCAGGAC
This is a messenger RNA of Coregonus clupeaformis (lake whitefish), 2802 nucleotides long. Its product is annotated as protein HID1-like. The record is from RefSeq and is a predicted model, not a curated record. Gene Ontology annotation, cellular component: membrane; Golgi medial cisterna; Golgi trans cisterna. NCBI's taxonomy places the organism in Eukaryota, Metazoa, Chordata, Actinopteri, Salmoniformes, Salmonidae. The transcript is spliced from 19 exons. The coding region runs from base 40 to 2502 and encodes 820 amino acids.